AUGCCCAAGCAGAUGCAAAAAGACGUAUACACUGAUGAUGGACCGGCUAGCGUGGUCAUCCUUGCAGGGAGCCUCUUAGACGCGGCUGAAAAGCUUUUGGCCACAGGAUUCCAUCCAACCAGCAUUGCUGAGAGCUUUUCGCGCGCAGCAAUCAAAAGCGUGGGAUUUCUUGUCACAAUUCCUACCCUGGUUGAUCUCAAUGAUUGUGACUUGUCAAUUCGCACUACAAUCAGCUGGGACGCUCGCCAGAUCAACUGGGUCAUUGCGGGAUCCAUGGCCAUCAUGGCCAUCCUUACUAUCAUUGUCUCCGCCUAA
Messenger RNA from Puccinia triticina, 315 nucleotides. RefSeq lists its product as uncharacterized. Gene Ontology annotation, molecular function: ATP binding. Bases 1 to 315 code for a protein of 104 amino acids. The transcript has 5 exons. The record is from RefSeq and is a predicted model, not a curated record. NCBI's taxonomy places the organism in Eukaryota, Fungi, Basidiomycota, Pucciniomycetes, Pucciniales, Pucciniaceae.